Megalops cyprinoides (Indo-Pacific tarpon) is the source of this 2822-nucleotide messenger RNA. RefSeq names its product muscleblind-like protein 1. Bases 1117 to 2310 code for a protein of 397 amino acids. The transcript is spliced from 13 exons. The record is from RefSeq and is a predicted model, not a curated record. NCBI's taxonomy places the organism in Eukaryota, Metazoa, Chordata, Actinopteri, Elopiformes, Megalopidae. Gene Ontology annotation, molecular function: metal ion binding.
CCAGCAGAGUUGACGGUGCCUUAAAAGGGCAGGAAUAUUAUUUCGGCUCCUGGCAAUAGUGGGACUGCUGAAACAGGCCCGUCUCCUUCAGAUCUCCCUCUGGAGCCCAGCAGAGUGCCACGCCAUAGAAGCAGCUAUCACUCGUUCCGGAGGUCCAGGCCUUGAGUCAUUGUUCGCCCGUGUGUGCGGAGUGGCGGCUCAGCGAUUCGGUGCGUUGCUCCGAGACCUGCAGAGAGGGCGGCAUGCGGCGUUCCUCCCAGCAUCUCCAGAUGGGGGCGCUGUCAGAGCAGUAGCGUUGAGACGGAGGAGGGCGUGACCUACCCACAGUGCACCGAGGUGCGCGGCACUCGAACCCCAGCGCCGCCCUCAGCCUCCUUGAGAGUCUCGUCAGCACUGGAGGGAAAGGCAGGUUGGUACUGAGGAAGUGCCUUUCCUGAGGUCUGCUGCUGCUUGGACCUGCUUCUAGAACACUCUCUGCUUCUCGCCCCGCUUCGCUGCCAGCGCGCUGGAGAGGACAGCCCUCACCUGAAGCCCCGCCCAUCUGUACCUGCCUGCUGCCCGCCUCCCCGCCCCGCUACAGCGCUGAGCUCGCCCACGCUGCCGGCCCGCCGCACAGCCACACCUGACACAGCCGUGAGGGACUUUUUCGGAGCCUCCUUCAUCUGUGCCGGGCGAGCAGGAACCCGCGGGACUGCACCGCAUCACUCCAGACUGAGCGGAUCGAGCACCGAGCCGUGCCGCCAAAACCCGUCAGCCAUUUGGUCGUGUCGUUUCGACCACCAUCAGCAGAGCCUGGGCCCGAGCGCCGGUUCUAGAGUCGUCUGGUUUGUGAGAGAGGUACCGCCCACUGGUGGAACCUUCACCUAAUUCAUUGCUCUCCAAGGGGACGGAGACGCCAACCCGAGCCACAGCCCGCCUUUCUGCAGCUCCUCCCAGCUCAGCUUUUUUUUUUUUUUUUCAUCUCGGACAAUUUUAGCAUCGACUGACAAACAAACAAACAAGCAAACACGCAAACAACUAACCAAACAAACCAACUAAGCGAGCCACACGGACCGCCUGUUGCCUAUUGGAUCUGUCUUUGCCGUAAACCAAUCCGUCUGCCCCGCUCGUGUCACCAUGGCGAUAAACGUGGCGCACAUGCGGGACACCAAGUGGCUGACGCUAGAGGUGUGCCGGGAGUUCCAGAGGGGCACCUGCUCCAGGUCGGACGUGGAAUGUAAAUUUGCGCACCCUGCCAAAAGCUGCCAGGUGGACAACGGGAGGGUCAUCGCUUGCUUCGACUCCUUAAAAGGCCGAUGUUCUAGAGAGAACUGCAAGUACCUGCACCCUCCUCCGCACUUGAAGACUCAGCUGGAGAUAAAUGGGAGGAAUAACCUGAUCCAGCAGAAGAACAUGGCCAUGCUGGCACAGCAGAUGCAGCUGGCCAAUGCCAUGAUGCCAGGGACGCAGCUGCAGCCGGUGCCCAUGUUCUCGGUCACUCCGAGCCUGGCCACCAGCCCCAGUGCUGCGGCGGCCUUCAGCCCGUACCUGGGCCCCAUGUCGCCUGGCCUGAUGCAGGCGGAAAUCCUGCCCAGCGCCCCCGUGCUGGUGACCGGCAGCCCCAACGUCCCCGUCCCCGCAGCUGCUACGGCCGCCGCCCAGAAACUCAUGAGGACAGACAGGCUGGAGGUUUGCAGGGAGUACCAGCGGGGUAACUGUUCUCGGGGUGAGACGGACUGCCGGUUCGCCCACCCUGCCGACAGCACUAUGAUUGACACCAACGACAACACGGUGACGGUGUGCAUGGACUACAUCAAGGGCCGCUGCUCCCGGGAGAAGUGCAAGUACUUCCACCCCCCGGCCCACCUGCAGGCCAAAAUCAAGGCCGCCCAGCACCAAGUCAACCAGGCUGCUGCCGCGGCAGCCAUGACUCAGUCGGCUGUCAAAUCACUGAAGCGACCCCUCGAGGCAACCUUUGACCUGGGAAUGCCGCCCGCCGUCAUGCCACCCUUACCAAAGAGACCUGCGCUUGAAAAAACCAAUGGUGCCACGGCCAUGUUUAACGCUGGCAUGUUCCAGUACCAACAGGCCCUUGCCAACAUGCAGUUUCAGCAGCACGCUGCCUUUAUACCAUCAGUUCCCAUGAUGCACGGUGCUACGCCAGCCACUGUGUCUGCAGCAACCACAUCUGCCACAAGUGUUCCCUUCGCAACCGCCACAGCCAAUCAGGACUCUUCCUUAUCAAAGUUGACUACCCACGAAUACAUGCAGUUGAUUCCAAUAAUAUCUGCAGAUCAUCUGACUAGUCACAAGUAUCUGACUCAGAUGUAGGAGUUCCAUUAGAACAAUCAUAUGAGAGUGUGCGAUGAGAGUGUGGGAUGGACAGGAACAAGCUCCGCCUCUCAGCUGGUGUUCCAUCCCAGGUCAUGCAUGCUAACUUCACGGGGGGAGCGAGGCGGAGGACAUGUGUAGGCCCCAUACACACGCCACCUUUACAUACUGUGUCUCCAGCCAACCCUUCGGCUGAGGCAAACUGUGUUGUUUACAUUACUGUCUGCCUUUCUAUUUGCUGUGGGUGGCAUGCAUCUACACAUGUGUGUUGGACACAAAAGAAAAAAAAAUGUACUUAAAAUCCUCCAACAUACACGUGCAAUGCCGCAGGGUUGACUGUUGGUGUUGCCGUGUCUAAAUGUACACAGUAUUGGUACGUCAGUAGACCAAGAAAUAUUUCUUUUUUCUUUGUUUGAUUUCAAUUGAUAGAUUUUUUAUGGUUUACAAAAGAACACUGAUGCACCUUGUGUUUAAAAUAAAAACAGAAAAACUUACAAAGUAAAAAAAAAAAA